This is a messenger RNA of Ostrea edulis (European flat oyster), 3234 nucleotides long. RefSeq lists its product as uncharacterized. Lineage: Eukaryota; Metazoa; Mollusca; Bivalvia; Ostreida; Ostreidae. The record is from RefSeq and is a predicted model, not a curated record. The transcript has 14 exons. The coding region runs from base 1 to 3027 and encodes 1008 amino acids.
AUGUUCUGCACAUGGGGAUCGUGUCAGAAAGUUGUAGAACCCAAGCGCAUCGUCGAGGCUGAUCAGCAGAUAAUCAAACGUUCUGGGGACGCAAAGCCAUCCUGGAAUGACAUUAAUCUGCACCAUGAAACAUUCCGCCGGAAGUCUCUGCUCGAUAACAGAAAUGUCCGCCUGGUAAAAAUUAAAACUGUGGGGGCAUUUUUAAGUGCUGUGAAAUCGAAAAAAAUAGAUGAAACGAAUGAAACUCAAAAACAGCAUACUAAAGGUGAAAUAGUGGAUCAGGCUGUGGAGGAAUCAAACAGUCAACUCCGGUCUGUGGGGGUCCAGAGGCGAUUUAGCAUGGUAGAUGUGGCCAGCCGGAUUUCUGAAAUGAAGUCCAAGAAAGUUUCAUUUCAUGGCGAUGUUGAUAACACCCAGACAGAGGACAGAAAAUUCCGGAGAAAACCCUCUAUAUUGAAAACACUGGUCCGAAGAGCCACGAUAGGUAGCGUGUUCAGUAAGAAACAGGGUCCUGGAGCAAAAGUCAAGUCUGAUGUGGAGAGGCUGUGGAAGAUCCGUUGUAGUCUGUAUAAAAAAGAAAGAUUCCAUGACGAGGAGAUCUCGUUGUUACGAUCACUGAUUAGCGAGACUCUUGACCUUACUGGGAGACUGCGCAUCAUUGUCAGAGAGAGUGAAGAAUACACAGAUGAUGACGUCGAUACCUACAGCAAAGACAUGAACGGUCUACAGCUCCUGUUCUACAACAUAGUGGAGAUCUGGCAAAAAGUGGCGGGUCCAGAGAGGAAAAAACACAAGGACGAGAUAAUGGCGGACAUUAUGGAGCUGUCGACAGACGUGGCUUCUAUAGUUGGGGAGAUUCUAUUGGUGUUCCUUCAGCGGUUCCAACUGAAUAUCGUCCCCCUACUGAAACCAAUACACGGUCUUUUCUUUGCUCUGGGGCUCCAUGUCAAAUACAACUGUCUGGAUAAGGAGCUUAUAUUGAGUGAUGGUGCCCCUGGCAUAUACUCAGGUUUUUUGGCGGGAGUUCUACAGCUGUUCAGGAGCGCCAAAAUUCUACUCAAGAGACUCAAAUUCGCAGAUGAGACGUCGAUAGGGAAGAAGAAACUAGUGCAGACUAAUAUUGCGUCCUUUGUAAACGAAGCCACGGUGUCACAUGGUCUACACUCACUCUCCGCAGAUGAUUUACGCGACAUGAUGAUGAGAAUCGGAAUCAUUUGCACGGAUGCAUUCUACACAGUUGGGAAAACGAGCGGCACUUUGGAGUACGUUGACCUUGGUGACGGAGUGCACGCGGUGGCACCAUUAAGCAGCCUCGGUUUCAUCUGUCAUGUUGACUUUAUUCAGUGUCCAAUCGAAUCUCGGUCGACAUUGAUGGCGGGGAUUCAGCUGAACGAUGGCCAGCACUACGUAUCGGACUUUUUCCUGGUUAUCGGUAGUCCAUUUCACAGUCUAGAGAAAAUAACUAUACAGUCCCCCAUCCAUCACUCGUCCUUUCCUGCCUCUGCUACAGUCCGAGUCAAAACCAAGACGGGAGACAAAUGGACAGACGUCGAGGGAGAUAUAAUUGCAGGUAAAUGCGAGUUCAAAGCGAGCUACAUGGAGGCAUUUGUUGUGGUAGCGGGUUAUCGCCCUUAUCACAGGGAGAUAACUCCGUCAGGGUUUACCUACAUGUCAGAGGAUGAUUCCAGGAUCAGAAUCAAUUUCCCUCCAAACUGCUUUAGUCGUCCGUGUAUCGUGCAGUUCAGGUUGAUCCAAUUUAACAGGAACAGAAUAUUUUCGUACAAGGAAACCUGUCCAGACUUGUGCAAAUAUGUCACCUGUAUUUCUGACGUAAUUUUCAUAAAACACGAUGAUGACGUCACAAUCAACGAACCUGCUCUUGUACACAUGCCGAUUAUUAACGAUAUCGAUGAUUACGACACGGAAUUAGUUGUGUUCCGGAAGCGGGCGAAUGGCGAGGUGGAACUCAUUCCACGCCCCAGCGCCAUGCGUUGCGAAUCUACAGGAAAUUGUUACACUUUCCAAAUCGACCGAUUUUGUGGACUGGCACUUGGAAAGGCAAACAAGAGACAGAUGAAGAAAAAUCGCCGAGCUAUCAUUGACGAGUUUAAUCUGUAUUACGAGACGGAACAUAUUUGUUCUGUAUUGACCCUAAUGGAUAGACCAGCUCUUCAAAAUGGAGUGAUAAAAUUGUGGACGGAGGUGGUUGAAAAGAGAUUCUUGAAAAGAAUUUUGCGCAUGCGCAUGAAAGAUGGUCUUUUUGAAAUUCCUGGAAGCAAAUCUCCAGAUAUUCGCUUAAAAGAUUAUGACGUAGUGCGUAUAGAUUUAGACGGGAAUAUUGGGAGAAUACGCGACAUUUCACUUGAUCAUUACUUUAUUUCAUAUCUUAGUAGUUCAAACCAAAACUACCGAUCGUUUCCGAUUGAACCUAGACGGGAUCCUCGAGGAAGACACAUUGGUAUCAUAAACUACUUUCGGGAAUCGGGACAUGAAGAUGUGUGUAUUCAUCAAGUGUCCAUGGAUACCGAGCGGUUCCUGGUAAACGGGCCACGCUUGCCUACCUCUCAUGCAGACGCCAAGCCAUCUUCACAGGCUGGUAGGGUCACGUGGUCACGUGGAUCACAGAAGUCGAGCAAAUCCGUGAGGUCAACCAUAGCUUAUCGUUCUAUGUUCGAUGACGUUCCAGUAUUAAGUCAUCAAAGCCUAUUAGUUUUGGCUGGUGUACUUCCUCACCAAUACGCCACUACGCUAGGUGUCGCUUUACGAGUUCCAUACGAGGAUAUCCUUGACAUUAAAGCGCUGAACCAGCCGCAGGUUAUUACAAGCUUUGAAAUUCUUUGGAAGUGGAGAGGGAAAGUGGCAAGUGGCGAAAUGGUGGACGCACUGACGAAUGCCCUCCGAGAGGUCAAACAAAAGAGAUUUAUUGAUGUCAUAAUGAAGGCCAAUUUGGAGAAACGACCUUUGAAACACAGCGAUUUCUCUGCACGCCAUUACAACUGUGUGCAAUUUGCCGUUACGCCCUCUUGAUAUUUAAUGCUGCCUGAAUACAUUAUCAUAUAUUUGUAUUUAAUUAGAUUUUAUUACACACACACAAUAUGUGGAAAAAGAUUGUAGUUUUCCUGAAUAUUGCUACUGAUCGUAGGAACAGGUACCAGUUUUCAUUAUCAUUGUAUUUGUAAAAUCCAAUUUGUACGCGUAUCACCUUCAAUCUUUUGAAAGUAAAAAUUAAACGUU